UUCCACACUUAACCUUACAUUAUAUGAUAUACGUCGUAUUACGGUUGUAAGUUGUAACAUGGAUGUGGAUACAGCGAGUGACAAUACUUCGAUCGAUGACAAGAUAGAUGACUUUUGCGAAAAUCCCACGCGAGAUGCAUUAACGGAGGGUCUCAUGAGCCUCCUGAAACCUACAGUGGACCAAUUGGACGAUAGAAUUCGCGCUACAAGGAUAUGCCAAAUUGAACUGAAACAACGGAUUGAAUCCUUAACGGAGGAACUUCAAAAAAUCAACGAAGCAUUGCAGUAUCCGUUAGACACAGAUUCCUAUGUAAAAAAACUAGUUAAUGCUAAGCAUAAGAUUACUAUUGUUAGCAACAUUUUGCAAAGUACGCAAGAGUGCUUGAAUAAGGUGCAUCAAGCUGUCGAGAAGAGUACUGCCAAACGAAAAACACUACUAGAUAAUAGUUCUGCAUAUAACAGCACAAGUAUCGAAGUGGAUAAAGAAGAAUCAGCUCAAGCAGAGACUGACAAGCAGGAAUAAUUUCCGAUAUUAAACCUAUGAUCUAUAAGAUAU
Molecule: messenger RNA, 556 nt
Organism: Cyphomyrmex costatus
Lineage: Eukaryota; Metazoa; Arthropoda; Insecta; Hymenoptera; Formicidae
Gene: Snapin
Product: SNAP associated protein
Exons: 2
Coding region: 59-523 (154 amino acids)
Biological process (GO): lysosome localization; intracellular protein transport; endosome to lysosome transport
Cellular component (GO): synaptic vesicle; BLOC-1 complex; BORC complex
Molecular function (GO): SNARE binding
Source: RefSeq, a predicted model, not a curated record